AUGGUGGAGUUCCCGAAAGAAUAUCGGGCAUUGAUGAAUACAAAAAUGGAAGUUAGCUUGCAGAGCUUCUCCCAGGUUGAAAAGGAUAGGACCAGCCACGGUUCAGAUGGAAAUGAAGGAGAAAAGAGGCAGGGCUCAGGCAAACGUAGCUCGAAUGGAGCUUUCCAGGAACAAAACAACGAGGGCGAACAAGUAUCACCAAAAGACAAUAUGCACUCAGUUGAAUCAAACGAUACAAAAACAUCAGAACACAGCGGGGAGGCGUCACAGCGGAUGAGGGAGCAACCAGAGACAGUCGGUUCCAAAUGUGGCAUAGGGGCUCAGGAAGCAAACAUGGAGGCGAUCGAAUUAAAAAGGGUGAACGGAAAAGUAGGAUUAAAUUUGAAAAAAGUUCCCGGGAGGCCGUAUUACAUCCAUUCGGUUGCUCGAUCAACGAUGACGGAGCAAAUUGUUGAGGCGGGAGACUAUGUACACUCGAUUGAUGGUAACAGGAUCGAAUUUCUGGAUGCCGAAGUAGUUGAAAACAUGCUGAAAGGGCAGACUGGAAGUUCGCUCUCUUUGCUGAUUUCGAGGAAUGACUUUGUUGAAACUACUUGCUUGUCUUCGUCUUUUGGACUCGGGCUUGCCAUGGAUGAAGUUGAGUCAUCAUCCAAAACUCGCCGCAUCAAGAAGCUUGUGGUGUCGGAUGUUGCAUCGCUGAGUUCGCUGAGGAAUCUCAUCAAGAAGGGCGACGAAAUCACACAAUUUGACGGACGUGCUGUAUCCGAAAUGGGAUCAGCAGAGAUUGCCGCUUUCGUUGCUGGUGAAAAAGGAUCUAAGAUUUCCAUCACGUACAGACAAGCAAGAACAAAGUGA
Messenger RNA from Guillardia theta CCMP2712, 855 nucleotides. RefSeq lists its product as hypothetical. The record is from RefSeq and is a predicted model, not a curated record. The coding region runs from base 1 to 855 and encodes 284 amino acids. The transcript is spliced from 5 exons. Gene Ontology annotation, molecular function: protein binding. Lineage: Eukaryota; Cryptophyceae; Pyrenomonadales; Geminigeraceae.